Messenger RNA from Penaeus indicus, 1324 nucleotides. RefSeq lists its product as uncharacterized. NCBI's taxonomy places the organism in Eukaryota, Metazoa, Arthropoda, Malacostraca, Decapoda, Penaeidae. The record is from RefSeq and is a predicted model, not a curated record. The coding region runs from base 385 to 741 and encodes 118 amino acids. The transcript is spliced from 4 exons.
UCCUCGAGGGGAACCACAGCCUCUCUCGCUCCCAGGUCGUCGACGUCGCAGUGCAUUCGCGUCUCAACUUCCAAACGUCCAAGACAUAUAAAGGACUUCCCUCCCCCACUGAAACACAGUCGAUAGAUAAGAGAGGAAAAUAUCGAAAGGAAAUUAUUCCCUCUCUCAUUUUUCACCCGACUUUUCCCCUCUUAGCCGAAGGGAAAUAAAAAAAAAAGAGCAAGUGUGGAUUUUAUAAGUGCCGUCUGCGUGACUAGGAAAUAUUUCCCCUCGACGCAGAAGGGAAGGUGAGAAACGCGCCACUGCAGUCAGUCUCUCGCUUGUGUCGAGGUCUCAGCACCCAAGCCUAAGACGUAUUCUUGACUGUUUACUUCGACGUCAAACAUGAACAACAUGAAAAUCGCAGUCGGGAUGGUCCUGCUCCUGGCCACACUGCAUGGCGCUAAGGCCUGGUUCUGCUACUCGCAAACCCCUGGCAGCACUGAGAAGGCCGGCUGGGUGUUCUGCCCAAGCACAUCCUGCUAUACAGUUGCCGUCAGCCUCUUGGGAAUGGGCGACGCAAAACGAGGCUGUGCAGACAAAACUUACCCCGAUGCCUGCCAAGAGGCCUCUGCCAUUGCAGCUUCCGGCAACGUCUGCUUCUGCAACACCCUCCUUUGCAACGAUUCCUCUGCCAAGGUGCCGGCUUUGUCCCUGCCCUUCCUCGCCCUCGCCUACCUCCUCUUCCACAGGCUCAUGUAGAAGAAACAGGGGAUGUAAAGAGGAACAGGAGACGUGGUGACAGACGCUGAGGACUGUCUUUGUUUCUCUGCAGUGAAUUAUUUUUUUUCUCCUUUUUUUCUGUUGUUGUUGCGUUUGUUCACUGUUUGGAAUUUUUAGGUUUUGGGUGUAGAGGUGGUUUAUUUCUUUAUUUAAGUGUUUGUUUGUUUGUUUGUUAAAAGAAAAAAAAAAUUGGGGGGGAAGUUAAAUGGUCUUUGAGGGAUACCUUUGUUUUGUUUGUAUGUAUGUAGGUUUGUUUAUUUGUUUGUUUAGGGGGGGUGAGUCACCGUCCUUUAUUCUCUCAUUUCUCUCUGCCUUUUCUUGUCUUAUUUGAUGUAUUAUAAUGAUUCGUAUAGGAAGUGGGAUUAGAAGGAGGAAAUGGAAGGAAGGAAGGAAGGAGGUGGAACAGCAGGAGGAGGAGAAGGAGUGACGAAGGGGAGAAGGAGAAGGGGAAAGGAGAGAAGGAAGAGGAGAGGAAAUGGAGGAGGGCUAGGAGGAAGACAAGGCAGCUGAGAAGAAAGAAGAAGAAUGAAGAAUAGGAAAGAAGAAGAAGAGGAGAAGAAGA